AUCGCUAUUGAGAAAUUUUUAUUGGAAAUUUAUUAUCGGUCCCUCAGUCCAUCGUCAGCCGUCACGAGGCAAGCACUCUUUUGACCACCUCCUGCAGAAAACAUAAACUUCCCCAAUUUCUGUGCGUGAACAAUAUUAUUUUUUAUUCUUCAAUUUGGGAUUACUCUGCAAACAUGCGUACUUGAAGUGGUGGACCAAAGGAUUGCGGACGCGUGGAUUGAUUCUUCCUAUUACCUCUUUUUUACGUUGGGCCUUUGUACUGAAUGGUAGUUUAAGUGAGGAUAGUUCCGUACAUUUUUUUUUAUAAUAAAAAGGAAGUACACAGUGUGUGAACAAUGAGGACGGCCCUGAUCGUCGCGACGCUCUUCGUCGUCGCGGCUUCCAUCUCGGCGCAAAGGAGACCUACGAAGAUCGACGCUACCGAUGCUGCAGAAGUCACCCAAAGAGCUGUCAGAGGUAGAGGCAGAGCCAGAUUCGUGAAGACGCCGGAAUUCGCGCAAGCCGUCACCGAGCAGGAGAGAACCACUCCGAAAGUAGCCAAGAAACAGAAUGCCCCCAUUGCGAGAAGACUGUACGAAGUGGAGGAAGUUGUCGACGAUAUACCGGAAACUACCAGAAGAAUAGCGAAGCCAAGAGUAAUAACGGAAACGAAAUUUGAAGCAACAAACGCACCGAAAACUAAGUUGUUCGAACCAGCGCCGGUAGCUGCUGAAACCGCUCCACCUGAAGAAUCAAUCAAACCUUUCAACGAUGUCCCAGAGAAAGAGCUUCCAGAAGAUGUUGAUAUUACCACCAUGCAAUUGGAGAUGGAUGAAGUUGAGAAGAUCAGCUCCACUAGUUCAUCGACAACAACCACUACUACAACCCCAGCUCCAAGCACUGAAGCGUCUUCUUCGCGCCGUGGUAGCAAUUUACGCAGAGGACAAAGACCGGCUUUAACAACUGAAUCUGUUCCAACGGCGGCACGUACUCGCACAAGGGUUCGCACCAACAGGAAGCAGGAAGACUCUUCGGAGUCUACAACGAGUAGCUCAAGGACGAAUUUUCGCGCAGGCCGCAGACGUCCAGAAAAGGAAACGCUUAGGGGACGUGGACCAUCCAUCCUAGAAAACGAAGAGGAAGUUUCUGCAAAGCCAAGGAAUGAAAGGCGCACUGGUUCUCAAAGAAGGAAAGUAGAAGUGAGCACAACAACGGAACAAAUUGAGCCUCAGAAAACCAGAUCAAGGACUUCAACAUCGAGGGGAAGAAAAACCGAAACGCAAGCUGCGGCUUCGACCAGGCAACCAUCUCGCAGAAGAAUUAAUACUCGUCCGGAUAAUGUUAAAGAAUCAGUUAAAACGGUUGAAGCUUCGACCACUCCAAGACCGGAACGCUCUUCCAGGGGUCGUUCAAGGGCUAGAUUUAACGUUGUGGAUGAAACCAAACUUGAGGUCUUGCCUUUAUUUGAAGCUGAACCAAAAGUUGUACCAAGAACAUCGAGCAGACGAGGCAGAACUCGCGCUCCAGUCGAUGAAUUUGUGGCUUCGUCUACAGUAGAAAACCCCAUCAGACAUGCACCACCUCCCACAUCUACGUCCCGUUCUGUCACUAUUUCCUCUCGCCAAAAUAAAAUCACCACCGAAACUAAGCAAGUUACAGAGAAACCCAUCACCAAGGAAACUGUUCAGAGCGAGGUCAGUGAAGUCAUUUCGACAAGGAAGGUCAUGCGUAGGAAAAAGGUAGAGGUUAAGAAGAAGUUGUUGGACAGGGGAACAACCAAAUCCGAAGUUCAAUUGACCAACGUUAAAUCCAAGGAUGACUCUGAUGAAGUGGACGAUACUGACAACUACCCGCCUCAGUUCAAGGCUUUGAUCCAAGCCAAAACCAAGGAAGAAAAGGGCAAAAAGGCGUCAAGAAUCGCGCAUACCGAGAGGAUUGUUGCGAGCGUUCCUACCGUUGCACCAAAACCCUCUUCAUCAUCUACAACACCAAGUAGAAAAGAACGCGUCACGCAACGUUCUACCACUGCUAGCACCACAAUAUCAACUACUACCACUUCCACAACCAUUUCACCACCUACUAAAAAGCAUACCUCUACCAAAUCGCGAAAACCUUUAAGAUAUUCCACAGAAUCUGUAAUUACUCCAAUCAAAACUGUUACCGCUAAUUAUCCUAGCGUUGUUCCUACCACUACCGGUCCACCGCCUGCCAAAAAGGCGACUACUGCUAAAUUAAGAAAACCUUUAAAACAUUCGAACGAAUUUGAAAAUAUUCCAAUCGGCGCUUUCAAAACAAGCACCGCAAUUUAUCCAAGUAUCCCACCGACCCCUGUAAUAACCUUUCGCUCGUCAUCACAACGUUCUCAACCGCGAUCAUCAUUGAGAACUUCGCAAAAACCUUCUUCGACAACAACUAAUAUACCAUCAACUUCUUCAACUACUACUUCUACCACUACUACUUCUACAACUACUAUACGACCGUCUACUGCUGCUGUCUUACCAUCAUCAUCACCAAUACCAUUUAAUGUGGAAGAUGAUGAGAACGAGUUGGUGGCAACGCCGAAAACGCCGAGACGUCGCUUCUCAACUAAGAGACGCGAAUACAAACCGGAUGCGCCUCUUAAGCUACGCAUAGAUCAACCGGAAGUAACGAGCAAGAGACCUGCAACUAGGAAAACGUCUGGACGUUACCACGCAAGAUUCGUUGCGAAAAGCGAGGACAGUGUCGAGAAGACGAGCCCCAAGCCGAGCUCAAGACCGACCUUCACCAGGAAAAGCAUCAAACAUGAAGAACGAAAACCCAUACCUCGCUCCAACAAAAUCGAUGGAAAUACUCAACUGCCUCAGGUGACGGUGAAGAAGGCCAAUAGAUACAGCUCGAGGUAUCGUGGUGAAACCCGUUCGACUCCGGUGAGGGCUUCCACCGCGACCCCAGUUUAUGUCCCCACCGUACCAACAAUAACUCCAUCUGGUCAGCAGGUCCGAGGUAUUCAAGGAGAACUGGACGGUUUCCCGGUGAUUUCGAUCGACGAACCCGUGAAUUCCCUUUAUUCCGAUAAUCUGAUUAGCGAAAACGCAACGAACCUGGUGCCCGACGGCGGUAAAAACGAUCAAUCAAAACCUGUAUCAAUAAUCGAACGAAUUAUCAAUUCGAUAACGUCGAUAUCCACGACGACGAAACCGGGCGAGGAGAAGGACGGCGCCUCCAGCAAAGGCGUCACGGAGUCCUCGGCAAUUUUAAAGAUUGCCAGCAAGAAACCAACUUUAGAACAAACGACGACGAAGGUGGCGGAGGUGACCACGGAGAAGCCUACGACUAUAAUUGAGAGGAUCUUGAGUUCUCUGUCGGCGAUUCAGGCCACCGAUCAUGUCUCUUCGAGAAUUAACACUGAGGAUGCUGAUAAUGAAAUAAACGCCGCUGAAGCUGCAACAACCAAAGCCGCUGAAGCUACAACCGCUACACAAGCUCCAACCACGGAGGCUGCAACAACAACCAUGAAGAUUAUUACUACCACUGAAGCUGCAACUACUGUGAAAGCCACAGAACCAGCUCCAAUUACAACGACUUAUAGAACAACUACCUUCAAUCCGUAUACCACCACUGAUUUGGCUUCGUUCAUAUCGCAAUUCUUAUCCACUCUGCGUCCAGUCUACACGCCGACUACAACUUAUGUACCAACUACAUUCGCUCCAACUACACCAUUCGUCUCGACAACAUAUAACGACAACAUAAUAAAAGAUACUGCACCUACUGUUACCAUAACUGCAAGAAGUCGUACAACCGCCAGAUUGACGACUCAACCUCCAUCCACUACACCAAUUCCAACCACUACACCGAUGCCUACAACUACAACUACUCAACCACCCACUACAACUGAACUACCAACCACUACCACUAUGCCUACUACGACAAGAAUGAUCACAACUACCACAGAAGCCCCAACAACAACUCCAAUCAGAACUACAACUACGCUUCCACCCACAACCACGCACAUUCCGUCAAAGAGACGUUUAGAGACUACCACUGGUGCCCCAAUUAGAAGAAGAUCUACUCUUCCUCCAAGUACAACCACGUAUUUACCAACGACAACUUACAUUUCAACAACAACUUUCGUGCCAACAACAAAACUUGGAUUUAAACCAGAAGACGUGGACCUCGACGAUCUAGUUAAAAAAUCGAACAAAAAAUUAUCCGAUCAGCAACUCAAAGAUUUGGAAGCUCUUAAAGCGUUGGAACGCGAGCAGGCGGCUAUUCUUAAACAACUCUCAUUCUUAACCAACUUGAACUUUGGUGGACAACAACCUAAAUUGACUACUAAACAACCAAAAUUGUCGACCCCAAGCAGUUUGGCAAGCAGAAUUCUAUCUUUCGCGGCUGAAAGAGAUAAGGAAACUACCACGACUUUUAGGCCUCCAGUUGAAACAACCACGAAUCCAGGCGUGACCAUAGUUGAAGCGUUAUCUACCAGCAGACAACCCAAGAGGAUUGCAGCAGUGGAUUCUAAAAACGAAAUUGAAAGUAUCAUCAAGCAAUUGAACGAUAACGGAGUAACCAGCGUUACUAACCCAACCAUCGUCUCGACGUAUGGAAAGAGUCAAGAGGCUAUUUUGGCAGCUAUUUUGAAAGAACGCGGCAUUGAACCAAGCACUCCAAAAUCGCUCGGAGAUCAAAUUAGGCAAAAUCACUUAUUUAAUGAACCCACCACUACGAGACGACCAAGAAUCACGACCCAAAGACCUCCAGGAAGAUUGGCGCAGGGUUUGAACUGGAUUUUGAAUGCGUUGGCGCCUCCACCAUCAACCAGAAGGCCGAAACCAAAACCGAGACCUAGGCCUGUUGUUGUGACGACAACCGAAUACGAAGAAUUGAUCCGCGAAUCUACCGACAGUACACCCGUUUAUGUGGAAACCACAACCAGAGGAAAGCGACCAGUGAACGCGCUCUCCGACGCGGAAUUGGCUAAUCUUAUAGCGCAGCUGGAAGCUAUCCAAAAGGAUCCAGCCAAAGUACGUAACUUAGAUUUGACACCGUUCAAGAAUCUGCAAAAUCCUACGGAUCAGGGCACCAAAAACGUGGAGAUCAUCUCUUCUGGUUCUUCGGGUUCCAAUAAAGUGACGAGAGCCCCAAAAGCAUACAGCGGUUCCCAAAGGAUUAGGGCGAGUACGAUAAAUAGUAUUGAAGAAGAUCCAACUACAAGACCACCACGAGUGGUAACGACGACCCAAGAAGUGCAUACAAGGCCUGUGACUCGGGGUUCAAGAAUCACUUUGCCUCCAGUCUCUUUAGACCCAGUACCCGGGGUUAAUGAUAAUAGUCCAAUGGUAGGAGGAAAUUUCCUCAAUGCUGCCGUGAAUGUUACUAGGGCCAUUUCGACUUUCCUCGGAUCAGCAAUCCAGGGAGCUGCCCAGUCUUUCCAAACAAUGAUAGGCUCUGGUUCCAGAGGCGUCGGAGGAUACUUCGAAGGAUCCAGAGGAUAAUACCAAGUCCAAGUUUAUAACAUUGACUAUUAUUUUAUUAUUAUUUUUUUAUACAUUUACAUGUUUUUAAUGGAACGCACUAGACAUUCCCAGCAAAUCCGCAAAGACAUUUCCACCUCAAAUGCCUUCGCGAAUUUCGCUUCCUUCGAAUCGAAACUUUGGUGCGUUCCAGAAAAAAAAAAGAAAACUAAAAGAAAACAUCACUUAAUUCGCUUACGUUACGUUAAUUGAAUUAUUUAUUAGUUUAAUCUGUUUUGAGUCAGAACAGAAGCGGGAUGUGAUUAGUAAUCGAAUCCAAUCUCUUAGUCACAAUA
Molecule: messenger RNA, 5770 nt
Organism: Nicrophorus vespilloides
Lineage: Eukaryota; Metazoa; Arthropoda; Insecta; Coleoptera; Silphidae
Product: mucin-2-like
Exons: 14
Coding region: 336-5456 (1706 amino acids)
Source: RefSeq, a predicted model, not a curated record